CAGUGCCCCCCACCCCCCAGCCCACUGACGAUGUUGACGUGUACUUCGAGACGCCCGCUGAUGACAAGGAGCACACGCGCUUCCAGAAGGCCAAGGAGCAGCUGGAGAUCAGACACCGGAACCGCAUGGAGAGGGUGAGGAAGGAGUGGGAGGAGGCAGAGCGUCAGGCUAAGGAGCUUCCUAAGGCUGAGAGACAGACUCUGAUCCAGCACUUCCAGGCCACGGUAGAGUCCCUGGAAGAGGAGGCAGCCAGUGAAAAGCAACAGCUGGUUGAGACCCACCUGGCUCGGGUAGAGGCCAUGCUUAACGACCGCCGCCGCCUGGCGCUGGAGAACUACUUAGCCGCCCUGCAGGCUGACCCACCGAGGCCCCACCGUAUCCUGCAGGCUCUGAGGCGGUAUGUGCGUGCGGAGAACAAGGACCGUCAGCACACCAUCCGCCACUACCAACACGUACUGGCUGUUGACCCUGAGAAGGCUGCCCAGAUGAAGUCCCAGGUACACACCCUGACCCCUAACCCUGAACAGGUGAUGACCCACCUACGUGUGAUCGAGGAGAGGAUGAACCAGAGUCUGUCUCUGCUCUACAAGGUUCCCUACGUCGCUGAGGAGAUCCAGGAUGAGAUUGAUGAGUUGCUUCAGGAGCAGAGGGCAGACAUGGACCAGUUCCUGUCGUCCAUCUCAGAGUCUCAGCCGGACGUUACCGUGUCAUCAGAGGAGAGUGUGGAGCUUCCUGUCUCCGAGGGGAAACCCUACCGCCCCUUCCAGGUCACCUCCCUGGGGUCGCGACCUGAACCAGAGGGUUCAGGGAUGUACGGCCAGGACGGGCUGAUCGGAGCCGAGGAGAGGAUCAUCAACAGCAUGCCCAAGGUCAACAACAACAUGCAGGUGGUUGAUGAGACUCUGGAUGUAAAGGAAGUGAUAUACAGUGCUGAGAGAGUCAGCGUUAUGCAUGGUGAUGAGCUGGAAUCCUACCGCCCUCUGGGCGAGGACUUCAGCUUCGGGAGCUCUGCUCUGAUUGGUCUGCUGGUGAUAGCGGUGGCCAUAGCAAUGGUGAUAGUGAUCAGCCUGGUUAUUCUGAGGAAGAGACAGUACGGAACCAUCAGCCACGGCAUUGUGGAGGUUGACCCCAUGCUGACCCCAGAGGAGCGCCACCUCAGCAAGAUGCAGAACCACGGUUACGAGAACCCCACCUACAAAUACCUGGAACAGAUGCAGAUCUAGGAUUCGCUGUGGCACCAAGCAGAGAGGAGGGGGCAACAUACUACUGACCAAUAACAAAACAUACUCCUCAAAAAUCAUUUGCAUAAUUACAUCAGAUUACAAUACAUAUAUUGGAUUUGUUUUAAAACUGAUCCUUGACAAAAUCCUGCUAAAACUACUGCUACUAUUGUACUAUACAGCUCCCUUUGAAUCAUGUGGUUUCUUUUAAAAAGGAGAUGUACCUAUCUCUGUUUUAUAUAAUAUGUGAUUUAAUUAUUAAUUAUUACGAUUACUCUCUGAAGAUCAAGAUGUAUUACAUUUCUUCUGAUGUUUUUUUUUUUUAAUUUGUUGUUUUUAAAAACAUGCAACAAGGUAAAAAAACCAAGCAACGCAUGGAAGACUGUGACAACACAGCGAGGGGGACACUAACGUUUUCUUUCCCAUCGUACCAGUGUCCCCAAAUACCUUCUGACGGUUUUCUCAUAAUAACAUGUUGUUGGUGUCUUUUUCAAUAGAUUGCUUGUAUAUGAAGGUUCUUUGUACCUAAUUAAAUGAUGUAGUAAAGUAAAUGUAGUUUUACUAUAAAGUAUAGUAAAACUACAAAUGAGGAAAAAGAAUGAAAACAAAAUCAUGAAUUCAGAUACUUUCUAUUCUUUGUUAUGAUUACAAACAAAAUAUACAUAAACAGUUUAAAAUUAUAUAUAUAUAUAUAUAUAUAGUAGCUGUUUUUAUUCCACCAGGGAAGAUGUUGAGACUGUGGGAUGGUGGCUGGGCUGGGUUGGGAUGUUUUGGUACGGGCAUGAUGCGGCCAGACAGACAGACAGGAGAGUAGACAGACAGACAGGAGAGUAGACAGACAGACAGGAGAGUAGACAGACAGAGACAGGAGAGUAGACAGACAGACAGGAGAGUGUGCAGACAGGAGAGUGCACAGACCCCCAGCUGAUCUCACACAACUCAGACCAUACUUACCCCUUAUUACCCCCUGACCCAUCUCAAUGAACUGACUAGACUUACCCCUUAUUACCCCCUGACCCAUCUCAAUGAACUGACUAGACUUACCCCUUAUUACCCCCUGACCCAUCUCAAU
This is a messenger RNA of Salvelinus namaycush (lake trout), 2292 nucleotides long. RefSeq names its product amyloid beta (A4) precursor-like protein 2 (gene aplp2). The annotation marks the transcript as partial. The record is from RefSeq and is a predicted model, not a curated record. Lineage: Eukaryota; Metazoa; Chordata; Actinopteri; Salmoniformes; Salmonidae. Gene Ontology annotation, biological process: axonogenesis; central nervous system development. Gene Ontology annotation, cellular component: membrane. The transcript is spliced from 10 exons.